UGAUCGAUCAGUGCCCUGGUUAUUAAUUUGUGGUUUCUUCCUCUUUUUCUAAGAUAUUGUCUUCCAUUUUACCACAAAAAAAGCAAUGUGUUCUUCCACUUCCACUUUUUGUUCUCUUGUUUUCACUUGAACAUAGAACAAGAGACAAACAUACAGGCAGGUAAUGGCUUCUCUACCUCUACAUUUGUGCUUACCUCUUCUUCUUCUUCUUCUUCUUCUUCUCUUCCCCUUACUUCUUCUUUUGAAAAAGAAACUAUAUAGCACGCACCUCCCACCAGGUCCGCUUAGACUUCCAAUAAUAGGCAAUUUACACCAACUUGGUGCCUUACCUCAUUACUCUUUCUGGCAACUAUCCAAGAAAUUUGGUCCUGUCAUGCUUCUCCAAUUUGGUCGAGUUCCUACAGUUAUUAUCUCCUCUGCAGAAACUGCAAAAGAGCUUAUCAAAACAAAUGACCUCAGUAGUUGUAGUAGACCUCGCUUGGCCGGCACUGGAAGACUAUCUUACAAUUUUCUUGAUAUAGCUUUCACACCUUAUGGAGAUUACUGGAGAGUAAUGAGAAAGAUUUGUGUUCAUGAACUUUUUAGUGCUAAAAGAGUUCAAUCAUUUCAAUCCAUUAGAGAAGAAGAAGUGGGUUUGUUAAUCGAUUCGAUUUUAAAAUCUUCUUCCUCUUCUACUCCGGUGGAUCUCAGUGAAAAGACUAUGUCUCUUACUGCAAAUGUUAUUUGUAGAGUAGCUUUUGGGAAAAGUUUUCAAGAAAGAGGAUUUAACCAUGAAAGGUUUCAAGAAGUUGUUCGUGAAGGGUUAGCUAUGUUGGGGAGUUUUACUGCAGCUGAUUUUUUUCCUCAUGUUGGAUGGAUUGUUGAUAGGCUUACAGGCCUCCAUGCAAGAUCUGAUAGAGUCUUUAAAGAAUUUGAUGACUUCUACCAGAAGAUUAUUGAUGAUCAUAUCCAAAAGGGAAAAGAAGAUCCUGGACAUGAAGAUAUAAUUGAUGUUUUGUUGGAUUUGGAGAGGUAUCAAACUGAAUCUGGUGGAAUUCCCUUUUCCCAAAAUCAUAUCAAAGCAAUGCUCAUGGUAAUAUUCCUACUGUUUCUUAAAACAUUUGUUUGGUUAAUGAUAUACAAUUAGCGGGAA
Molecule: messenger RNA, 1132 nt
Organism: Jatropha curcas
Lineage: Eukaryota; Viridiplantae; Streptophyta; Magnoliopsida; Malpighiales; Euphorbiaceae
Source: RefSeq, a predicted model, not a curated record